Molecule: messenger RNA, 1176 nt
Organism: Diachasmimorpha longicaudata
Lineage: Eukaryota; Metazoa; Arthropoda; Insecta; Hymenoptera; Braconidae
Product: chymotrypsin-2-like
Exons: 4
Coding region: 179-973 (264 amino acids)
Biological process (GO): proteolysis
Molecular function (GO): serine-type endopeptidase activity
Source: RefSeq, a predicted model, not a curated record
UUCACAUCAUUCGUCACCGAGUUUAUAUACUUUUCUGAGGAAAAUACUUGUGAGAUCGUGUCAAGUAGAUUGAACUACGAUUUUUACGGUACAUUCCACCUGGAAGCAUCAUCUGAACUCCCUUGACACUGCGGUCAGGGUAAUUUGUCCAUAACAUGUUUCCCCAUGCAUUAGAAUCAUGAAAGAGCUUAUAGGAAUUCAGUUCUUGACACUGGCUAUCUCGAUCUCACUUGGAAAGGUAAGAAGUCCAAUGAAGAUCGUCGGAGGUCAGAAUGCUAAACCCGGUGAAUUCCCAUAUCAAGUUUCAAUCCGAAAGUUCAAUCGUCAUUGGUGUGGGGGUAGUAUUUUGGAUGCUACUCACAUUUUGACAGCAGCCCACUGUUUCGUUUCCGAUGAGAAAGUCGUGGACGACCCUUCCGCUCUCCGAGUUGUCACCGGGACGAUCUACUCUGAGGACCUACGACCAGAAAAUAUCUUCGCGGUUUCCAGGGUCAUCGCUAACGACUAUUACACACCCCACGUGCAUAAUAAUGUCGCUUGGUUCGCUGAUAUUGCUGUCAUGAAAUUGAAAGAAUCAAUACCUCUAGACCGUAAUCUUCGCUGGCCCAUCAAUCUACCGAGCAACCCGACACCCCCUCGUACCCGGGUCAUGGUCAGUGGUUGGGGGACAUCGCACUACGGUAAGGAAGGCGCAAAAAGCCCGAAAUGGCUCCAAAAGCUAGGGAUGGAGACCAUCAGUCUUCCUGCGUGCGAGAUCAUUCUCCCCUAUCAAGUCAACGUCGGACAACUUUGUGCUAUAACACCCCCUGGUCAUGGUAUCUGUAACGGAGAUAGUGGUGGCCCUUUGGUUCAUGACAAUCAAGUCGUUGGUAUUGUCUCCUGGCUGACCCGAUGCGGCGAUGGACGACCCCAGGUUUUCACAAGUGUCUACGAUUAUCUCAACUGGAUUCACUGGGCUUUGAAUUUACGAUGAUAAGAAUAUUACCUCCCAAUGUUUUUUCAUCAAACGAAUAAAUUAAUUAUUUAUCAUUACGGUGGUUAUCUGAUCUCUGACAAACAAGGCAAUGUUGGAUGAUAAUUUAUGAUGACUGAUUAUCAUGUGAUCUUCUGUGCAUUGAGCAGAUCCAUUCAAUGGUGAGGAAAAUGACAUUUUAUUUGCACAACUGUAAUGCUCCU